This is a messenger RNA of Metarhizium robertsii ARSEF 23, 1347 nucleotides long. RefSeq lists its product as uncharacterized. The record is from RefSeq and is a predicted model, not a curated record. Bases 1 to 1347 code for a protein of 448 amino acids. Lineage: Eukaryota; Fungi; Ascomycota; Sordariomycetes; Hypocreales; Clavicipitaceae. The transcript has a single exon.
AUGAAGCACCUUGGUUUACUGCUCAUGAUACCGGGCAUCUUCGGCCAGGUUACAAUUCCUGUUAGCGAUGUUGAACCACAACUAUUAGAGCCAGCUAGUGAGAUCUCGGCUCUUGACUUCUUUAAACAAAAUUGCCCGCAAGAAGUACCGCCUAAGAAGGAGUACUCCUUCUUCGACGACGACGAUUCGCCGCCUCCUAAGCUCUAUUUGCUAUCCUCUUCUUACUCGCAGUCUACUGACGCUAAUAAGUCCAACGAGCAAGUCCUUGGAAACAUGUACCCUUCCUCUAGCAGUUUUGUCCACGGCGCUAUGCAAGCCUGGGCGCGUCAUCAAAACCUGGUCCUUCGUCCUGAUAUAGUCUGGUUCGAAAUCCUAGCUCAACUAAACUUUUACAUGAAUCGCCAUGCCAACGACCCAGAAAUUCGCAAGCUAUUUGUUAACUUUGACGGCAAGAAGCAAAUUACUAUAGAUGCAGACGGCGUUGAAACAGAUGAUAUGCCUACUACAUUUGUAGCCGGAAUGCAACAAUUAAUCAACCCGAAUGUGAUAUGGCUACAAGACUGGAUUACACCGGGAUUUACAACUAGUACGCGAAACGACAAUAUAACAGCUGCUAUAUUAACAAUGGGAAUUAUGCAGCACUACUUUGAGUAUCUGGAUGGAAUUACAUGCGGGAUACCGUCUGUUACCCUACUUGGAACUCGAAGCGACUGGAAUAAACUCUAUAAAAAAUUGGAUCAUUUGGCAGACUUUGGAACUGAGCCAGCGCAAUUUGCCUCUAAUUUAAAGCCUAUUAUUAAAAAGUUUAUACAGACCUGGGACGAGUCAGAUAGCCCAGAGGUAAAGGCAUUCUGGAAUCAAAUUGUCACAAAAACCCAGGACGGAGGAGGCUGCGAUGGUAGCGGUGCAAUUGUUUCUGGCUGGAUUACAGGGUUUAUCCAUUGGACAUCGGAAGGCGCGCUUUACAGCCCCGACUCCUUAGGCUUGCCAGACGUGGAUCCUAACAAAGUUGUGCGACUUGAUGGUAUAGAAUACAAUCAAGUACCGUUGAGCUUGAUCCCAGUUUCAUACGCCACAGCACCUAUCCAAUCUGACUUCCGUUUUCCGUUUGGACAGGAUUCUACACAAUUAUUUGCGCUGGCAGGAAAUAUCGGAAUUAAGAGGACUAUAUCAAGCCCCAUAGUAGAGGGUGGUAAUCCGCAAGUAUUGGCAGAACCACUGAGUUCAUGGUUCAUCUAUAGAAGAACUGAACUUGGCUCGAGGGACGAGGCUUUGCCCAAUCCUGGUCUUGAUGGCUUUGACGAUCUUACAGGGGUUGGGCAGUGCUCUUAUAAUCAAACAAUUUAA